Cololabis saira (Pacific saury) is the source of this 2442-nucleotide messenger RNA. It is a transcript of the gene bora, whose product is annotated as bora aurora kinase A activator. Gene Ontology annotation, biological process: regulation of mitotic nuclear division; activation of protein kinase activity; regulation of mitotic spindle organization. Bases 142 to 1791 code for a protein of 549 amino acids. Gene Ontology annotation, cellular component: cytoplasm; nucleus. The transcript is spliced from 12 exons. The record is from RefSeq and is a predicted model, not a curated record. NCBI's taxonomy places the organism in Eukaryota, Metazoa, Chordata, Actinopteri, Beloniformes, Belonidae. Gene Ontology annotation, molecular function: protein kinase binding.
CGGCGCGGAACACCAAAUUGAAAUCACCGUUUGAAUCGUCCCUCAGUCUUUUGCUGCUGAUUCUCCUAUAACAUUUGUUUUUGAGUCACCGGUCCAAGUCCCUGCCUAUUAACAGUUAAAUAUUUGUUUUUGUCAGCUAAGAUGGGGGACCAGGUGGAGCUGCAGAUUACUCCAGAGACUCCGGGCAAACCAUCCAUAAGAAAUCCUUUUGAGAGUCCUAAUGAUUACCACCACCUGCACGAACCUCUGGUUCCCAGCCCAUCUGUCUUCAAAUCCAAGCCUUGUAGAGCUACUCCACCUAAGUUUAACUGGUCUAUUGAUGAAAUGGCCAGUCUACUACCAGUACACAUUGACCAAGAGGAAAUACAGCGACAGUCUUUUUAUCUCAGUCAGACAAGGAUGGAUUCUGACAUUGAGGAAAAACGUCAGAAUGCGAUUGACCAGUUUUUCACCAAAGCAACCAUUGUGCCCUCCCCUUGGGCAGCACCAGAAAGCCGAAGAGCCCCUCAAAUUUCUAAGAAAAGUCCUUUGUCUGCAACAAAAGAAGAGGCAGAAAAAAGCUCAGUUUCUUGCCAGACAACCCUUUCACUGCCUUUAGCUUUUGAUUUGGAAAAAAUACUAGGGGACUAUUACUGCUACGGCGAGGCAUACGAAGCUGUGCCGGAGAGCCUUAGUUCAUCCUCCUUGAGACGGAAACUCUUCCUUGAUGGCCAGGCAAGUUACAGCGGCUCAGACAGCUCUGCCCCACCGAGCCCAGAGAGAGUUCAUGCCAGACAGGAGAGGUCCUCUUCCAGCAGAGAUGGAGCUCCAGCAACAGUAGAACGCUGUCAGCAAGAACCAGUUUCUUCAGUCUUUUCCUCACCUUUGUCCUGCGGCAUGUCGGCCUUGACUCCCUCUACAGGUCACUUCUCUUCUAGUCCCAUCCAACAAGGCUGCUUCAGGGACUGCAGCCUCGGCAGCAUCGGCAGUCCUCUGUUCCCUGAUAGGUCAUCUCCUGCCGGCAAAGUCUCCCCUACAAUUUCUCCUAUUUUUGCCCAAGUUGUACGCACUCCUGUAGGCUCAGCUGAAAUAAAGCAGCCAAGCAAUGUGACUCCAUAUGGUGCUCCGCUGGACCCAUUCACUUCCAGCAAUGAGAGUCCAUUUGUUGAAGGCUGCUCUCCCAUUCGGAGCUGCUCCCCACACCAGCUCCAUUACAAAAAUGAGACCCAGCACUCCUCCAGACCCAAACCCAGACCCAGAGUUCGCUGCUGGGCUUCACCUCCCCUUAUCUCCCCAAUCCUUUACCCAAAACACCAAGACAAUCAGGAGGUCGAAGAAUGCCCCGCUUCCACUUCCCCCUCAUCUUCUCUCCCAUCUAUGGACCUUGAUCCAUCAUCGCCACUGGGCCGGGACACUCACCAUACAACGGCUGAAAGAGUUACUUUUGAUCCUAUGGAACCUGAAAAAAUGGAGGAGGGCAAGGAGACGGGGGUGGAAAAAAGGCUGGAGGAUGAGGAGGAAGAAAGUGGAGCAUCCUCAGGACGGCUGACCAGCUCUCGGAUGGGCAAUGUGUCAGCCACAGAAAGCUAUCACAUGUCUCUUCUGGCAGAAGGGAGCAGCAUCCGCUAUGAUUCCAGCAUGCAGGUGGAUAGUGGUUAUAACACGACUUCAGCGGGUGCUGCCAGCCUCAUUGAUGGCCUCAGCUCAGAAAAUCAGACCAAAGAGUUUCUCAGCUCCAACCCGGUAGAAGACGUCUUUCCCAUAACUCGAAACACUAAGAUUAAGGUAUUUUAUCCUCAAUUCUGUUCCUGAUUAAUGCAUUAAAAAGGGACACCUCUUCCAGUGGAAGCUAAAGAUGAUUAUUUUGCAAUCAAAUGCAACAAAAAUAAGUUUUAUACAAUGCUUGAAGUAUUUAAUGAGUUUUGAGACUGAACAGGGUCAGCUGGUAAAGUUUGUGUGCAUAGAAUUUUUUUUUUCCUUUGAUUAUACCACUUUAAUGAUCUGUUACCGUUUAUUUUAUCAAAUGGGAAGUUUCACCUGUACACUGAGCCGUACUGUAAGACACUGAAAUGUAUAAUUCUUCAUCAGCAAUACUUUUGUAUCCAGUACACUGGUGUAAUUAAAAGUACAAAAAAACUCAGAUCUGUAUCAAACUUGCACAACAAUAACUUUCUUGAAUGCUGUAUUGAUUGUUUUGGUGCAUUUCAGUUCUGUUUGGUGUUGACAUGAUCAACCUCCCGGAUGCUGAGUUUAACAUGCCAUCGACUCUGUACUGUGUUUUUUAUAAAAGGUUUUAUCAUAUUUUUAUAACACCUUUUUCUUGUUCAUAUCAUUUUGCAUAAUGGUUCUUUUUUUCAAAAUUAGGAUACUUGUGAACCAUAUUUGUAUUGUUGUAAUAAAUAUUCCACCUCAAUGUAAAGGAAAUUGGCAAUAAUGAACUGAAUUGUCUUUUUUUAACUUAAA